AUGGGGGCUUCCGGGGCCCAGAACCUCCUGCCAGGUGCUCUGUGCCUGUCUGCGAUCUGGGCAGUGCUGUCCCCCAUCUGCUGUUCCCAAGACCCACCAAGGUGGCGCUUCACCUCCUCAGAAGUUGUUAUCCCCAGGAAGGUGCCCCACAGAAUGGAUGGAAGCAAGACGCCAGACCAGCUCUCCUACAGCAUGCGCUUCCGCGGCCAGAGGCACGUGAUCCACAUGAAGCUCAAGAAGAACUUGCUGCCGGAACACUUCCCUGUUCUUACCAACAAUGACCAAGGGGCCAUGCAGGAGGACUACCCCUUUGUCUCUCGAGACUGUUACUACUACAGCUACCUGGAGGGGGUUCCUGGCUCCGCAGCCACGCUGGACACCUGCUCUGGAGGUCUGCGCGGCAUGCUGCAGGUGGAUGACUUUACUUAUGAAAUCAAGCCACUACGAUCUUCUUCCAAAUUUGAGCAUAUAGUUUCUCAGCUUGUGUCAGAAUAUGUGUCAGAGGAAGAAGAAAGGUGUAACAUUACAGAUGGUGAGGCAAAUCAAAUACUUGAAGAGGUAAAACUUGCAGAAAGUCCAAGAGCUGCCCCUCCCUAUCUGUGGCGGGUACAUCGAAAACGGGCACAUAUUCAUUAUACAGUAAGUAACUCACUCUGGAUGAUGAACAGAAACAAUACUCGUAUUGUAGAGAAUGUCGUUAUUAUGAACAACAUCAUACAUAGCAUUUUUCGACCAAUAGGCUUAAAUAUACUCAUACGUGUUUUGUGUAUAUGGCAAGGGGCUGAUCCAGUGAAUUUAGGCAGAGGUGGACAGUCAAUAAAUCAGUUUGGUUUAUGGAAACUACAUUCAUGGUAUGAUCUUAUUCCUCAUUCUACUUCAGUGCUUUUCACAGGACAUAAAAUAGGAGGGGGGUCUUAUAUAUCUAACAAUGCAGGUAUAUGUAACCCCAAUUGGGGUGUAUUAUAUGUGUAUGUAUCAAGGUAUCACCUGUUUCUGGCUUCAACAAUAGCAGCUCAUGCAUUAGGUCAUAACAUAGGGAUGGUGCAUGACUGGGCUGGUUGUGUCUGUUUUCGAAGAAACUAUUGUCUCAUGACUUCUGCACCUGGUCUUCAUGAUUCAGUCAGCAAUUGUUCUAAGGAAGUCCUACACAGCAAGAUUCAUGGUUGGGACCCUUGCUUGAGCUUGCAUUAUCCUCCGUACAAUAAUUUUCCUUAUGUAGCUCCUCGUUGUGGAGACUGGAUAAUAAAUAACAAUGAGGAAUGUGACUGCGGGUCUUUGAAACAAUGUGCCUCAAGUAAGUGCUGUGGAACCAAUUGUAUUUACAACGUUGGUGCUGUGUGUGACAUGGAGCCUUGCUGUAGGAAAUGUAAAUAUGCACAUCCUGGAACUCUAUGCCGAGAUCCGAAUGGUAUUUGUGAUCUGCCAGAAUACUGUAGUGGGAAAAAUGAAAUAUGCCCCGAUGACUUCUAUAUCCAAGAUGGAACCCCAUGUUCACCAGAAGCUGUUUGUAUGAGAGGAAACUGCAGUGACCGCGAUUUACAAUGUCAAGCUCUCUUUGGAUUCCAAGUAAAGGAUGCUCCUUCAUCAUGCUAUGAAAAAUUGAAUAUAAUUGGUGACCGCUUUGGAAACUGUGGACUUAGUUGGCAAAGAGCAGGAGUUAGACCUACGAAAUGUGAAGCUGAUGAUGUUCUUUGUGGAAUAUUGCAUUGUAGCCAUCCUGAAGCAGUUCCGGGAGGAGGCGAACACACCACAUUUCAUGAUAUAAUAGUACAGGGAGCUAAACAGAUACACUGCUUUGGAUAUGAUGUACACCAAGGGACGGAGUUACCAGAAAUGGGACUUGUAGUAGAUGGUGCAACCUGUGGCCCAGGAAAAUUCUGUCGUCGACAGAAUUGCACUUUUCAUCAAGAUAUGGGUUUUGACUGUGAUGUGCAGACAUGCAACUACAGAGGAGUGUGCAAUAAUCUAAAACAUUGCCACUGUAUACGUGGCUUCAAACCACCAGACUGUGGGGCACCAGGAUUUGGUGGCAGUGUGGAUAGUGGCCCUCCACCUGACGUAGAAGAAGGUCUUAGAGCCAAAAUAAACAUCACCAUGGACAAGAUAUUAGUUCUAUUUAUUGUCAGGUUUGGUCUUUUCCUGGCUUCAGUUGUUAUUGGUGGACUUACAAAAGCAAAAAGAGCUAUAGAAAAGAAAGUAUACCAUGAUGAAUAUGAAACUGAAUCUGAUUAAACCUCACUCAAUGGGAGCUACACUGAAGGACAACACAGUGGCCC
Molecule: messenger RNA, 2276 nt
Organism: Octodon degus (degu)
Lineage: Eukaryota; Metazoa; Chordata; Mammalia; Rodentia; Octodontidae
Product: disintegrin and metalloproteinase domain-containing protein 20-like
Exons: 1
Coding region: 1-2232 (743 amino acids)
Biological process (GO): male gonad development; proteolysis
Cellular component (GO): plasma membrane; sperm head plasma membrane; external side of plasma membrane
Molecular function (GO): metalloendopeptidase activity
Source: RefSeq, a predicted model, not a curated record